AUGACAGAUAUUCUAUACAAAGAGAGUUUUUGGAUCGUGAUGUGUAAGUUGCUGUUAUUUGAUUUACGUGUUCGCCUAUUGAAAUUUCAUGAACAACAAGGUUACAUUUCAGUCAUAUAUUUUUUGGAUCAGCAGGAUUAUGUAUUAGUUAUAUAUUUAGUAACAUAUAUUGAAACAGCAAGAUUGCAUUGGUAUCUAAAAGUAUUAGCUAUGCAAGAAAGAGUUCUAGAAG
This is a messenger RNA of Ambispora gerdemannii, 232 nucleotides long. Lineage: Eukaryota; Fungi; Glomeromycota; Glomeromycetes; Archaeosporales; Ambisporaceae. The record is from the annotation of a GenBank genome assembly.